Haliotis rufescens (red abalone) is the source of this 4652-nucleotide messenger RNA. Its product is annotated as mRNA-capping enzyme-like. Gene Ontology annotation, molecular function: mRNA guanylyltransferase activity; mRNA 5'-triphosphate monophosphatase activity; ATP binding. Gene Ontology annotation, biological process: protein dephosphorylation; 7-methylguanosine mRNA capping. Lineage: Eukaryota; Metazoa; Mollusca; Gastropoda; Lepetellida; Haliotidae. The transcript is spliced from 19 exons. The record is from RefSeq and is a predicted model, not a curated record. Bases 128 to 1921 code for a protein of 597 amino acids.
GGCGCCGAUGUGGACGAGUCACGCAUUUCGGCUUGUGAAAAACUGAUUACUUAGACCCAUAUCGCAAUAAUGAUGACACUUAGGAGUAAACUGUAACAUAGAUCGUUAAACUAGUAGAAUCUCCAUCAUGAGUCAGAGACGGUGGGAGUUGCCUCCUCGAUGGCUCCACUGCCCACGGAAGGGUCAGCCUGUUGCAGGCAAGUUUCUCCCAUUCAAGACACCACUGGACUCAAAGUAUGAUGAUCAAAUCCCUGAUGAAAAUAUUUUCAACAUCCAGAUGCUCUUCCUUUCUCUCAAAACUUUCAAGACCAAGAUGGGCCUGCUGAUCGACCUGACCAACACAACCAGGUUCUAUGACAAUAAGGAAGUUGACGGCCAGGACUGUAAAUAUCUCAAGCUACAAUGUAAAGGUCGAUCUGAGACUCCCACUGUGGAGCAAACACAAGCUUUUCUUGAAGUGUGUCACAGAUUUUUAACACAGAAACCUCUGGAAAUUAUUGGCGUCCACUGUACUCAUGGCUUCAACAGGACUGGCUUCAUGAUGGUGGCUUAUCUGGUGGAGAAGAUGUCCUGGAGUGUAGAGGCAGCUGUUCGAGCUUUUGCACAGGCACGGCCCCCUGGCAUCUACAAGCAAGACUACUUGAAUGAGCUGUUUGAGCGGUACGGAGACAAGGAGGACACGCCCCCUGCCCCACCCCUCCCUGACUGGUGUUUAGAAUAUGACGACAGUGUUGAUGAUGAUGGGAAUAGUAUGAACAAUCAGUCAGAAGCCUCUAAACAGAAUGGUUCCAGCAAACGGAAACGGGAAUUCAACAAAAAGGAUGCCAAGUUCAUGGAGGGUGUGUCGGGGGUGUUACAAGUGUCGGUGCAGCCCCGGCUGUCACAGAUCCAGCAGUGUGUCCAGAGGAUGUGUGACUGGUCCGGUAAUGGCUUCCCUGGAUCCCAGCCCGUGUCAAUGGACAUCAACAACCUCGACUUCCUCAGGAAGAAACCGUAUAAGGUCAGCUGGAAGGCAGACGGAACAAGGUACAUGAUGUUCAUUGAUGGUAUGGAUGAAGUGUUUAUGGUGGAUCGAGACAACGCAGUGUUUCAUGUGCCUCACUUACAGUUCCCCAAGAGAAAGGAUCUUAACUCACACUUAAGGGAAACGUUACUAGACGGGGAGAUGAUUCUAGACAAGGUAGAGGACAAAACGGUACCACGAUAUCUUGUAUAUGAUAUCAUUAAAUUUGAGGGUCAAGAUGUUGGGAAGACAGAUUUUGACCGGCGAUUGUUAUGCAUACAGAAGGAAAUAAUUGGCCCACGAUAUGCAAAGAUACAACAGGGCAUGCUGGACAAGACUAAAGAGCCAUUUAGUGUGAGAGCCAAGCCCUUUUGGGAUGUCACCAUGUGUGCGAAGCUCCUGGAUGGGAAGUUUACCAAGGAAGUGAGCCAUGAGGUGGAUGGUUUGGUGUUCCAACCUGGAUCUGAUCCUUACAAUCCAGGGAGAUGUCAUGAUGUUCUCAAGUGGAAACCCCCAAGCAUGAAUUCUGUUGAUUUUAGGUUGAAAAUAGUCAAAGAGAACAGACCAGGAAUGUUGCCAGAAACUAAAGGCUACCUGUACGUGGGCAGCUUAGAUCAGCCAUUCUCAGCCAUGAAGCUGAACAAAGAACUGAAAAGUUUAGACAACAAAAUCAUAGAGUGUUCCUGGGAUGGAAGAGAGUGGAAGUUCAUGCGGCAGAGGACAGACAAGUCUUUCCCUAACGCAUACAGCACAGCCAUGGGUGUCUGUGAAAGUAUUCGUAAGCCCGUGACAAAAGACAUCCUGAUGCACACAAUAGAAAGAGAGAGGUGGACACCCCCAGGGUCAAACCGCUCCGAGUUCGGCCACUCCUCAGACAGAGACUUGAUGCCCCCUCCUGCCAAGAUGCCCAGACACUGAUAGUGACUGUGUUUCCUAUCCAGAUUGAUGGACGUGUGUUGACCGUGUCAUUUAGAAGCAGUGAUUGUAAACCGGUGAAUCACUUCAGUGGAGUGUGACCGUCACAACAGGUGAUGGUGGGAGUUUGGGCCAUGCUGACAUAUCCCGCAGCAACCACAGCUUGUGCAGUCCCGUUCAGUGAUGACAUCCCCAACAACAAGGACAUGGUAGUGACUGGAGGACCAGCAGAAUGGGAAAAUAGCAGCAGUGUGUCGACCGAGUCGUCUAGGCUCUUGAUACUCACAAUGGCCACAUUAGGGGUAAUUCAGGCCGUCAUCAGUCAGGAAACUUCAGGGAAACUUCAGGCCUGUAAUAAUACACUAAGUCAUCUAGGCUCCAUUACUGACAAAAAGGGUUAAUCCGACAGUCAUCAGUAGGGAACUACUGGGAUCCCUAUAGGCCUGUAGUAAUACACUAAGUCAUCUAGGCUCCGUUACUGACGAUCAUGACGAUAAGACUUAGACAAACAGUCAUCAGUAUUGAGAACUAGUUUGGUUUCCUUUCGGCCUGUAAUGAUUCACUAAGGCAUCUAGGCUCCAUUACUGACAAUAAGGGUUAAUCUGACAGUCAUCAGUGGGGGGAUAGAUUCCCUCCAAACCUGCACUGAUCCACUAAGUCAUGAUGAAUGAUACAUCCCUUGAUACUCAGGCCAUGAUCAUGACUUACAAUUGAGUUAAAUCGUAACAGUGCUGAUGGAGACUAACUUUUUGGAGGAAGUUGAACUGAAGUGUUGGUGUUGUCGAAUCAUCCAUGACAUCGAAACAUAAAUGAUGAACAUUAUGCUAGGAAUCUAAUGGAGAGAAAGAGACAGCUGUUUUCAGUGGUAGACAUAGUGACACUUCAUGGCCCGUUUUCCCAAUGGUUUUCUGUGAAUGUUGAUGCCUCUCAUUACAAGGGUUGUUAUUACAACUGGCCAACAUGUUGCAAAAGGAUGCAGUUGUACAUCAAGCAGUCAUUACAACAGCUCUAGUUCCUUGACCAUGGACUUUUCUUAUGUUGUUUAUAUGCUUGAAUAUUGCGUGCGAGUCCAAGCCACUGAUUAGUUUGCUGCACUUACCUCUCUACCUUCACCAUCCAAUGUCAUUAAAAUCAGAGCUUAGUUCACGUUACCGCUCAACACAGAUCUGAGGACAUCCCAUUACGGCUCACAUCAGAACAACUUUUAAUCCGUCACAUCAGAGCAUCGUUUACUUGAUCUGGACAGUUACAGUGGGCAUGUGUUUUCUUAUCAUUCAACCUCGAAAAGGUUAUCACGAGGUAUUCAGAACACACGAGAUAUUCAGAACACACGAGGUAUUCAGAACACACGAGAUAUUCAGAACACACGAGGUUUUCAGAACACACGAGGUAUUCAGAACACACGAGAUAUUCAGAACACACGAGAUAUUCAGAACACACGAGGUAUUCAGAACACACGAGGUAUUCAGAACACACGAGGUAUUCAGAACACACGAGGUAUUCAGAACACACAAGAUAUAUAGAACACACGAGGUAUUCAGAACACACGAGGUAUUCAGAACAACAGUUACAGCCUGUACAACUAAUUCCGUCAAUAGCAUUGUCCAUCUCUCGCUUCAAAGAGAUAAACAUUUGAAAUGGAAAAGACUUUCCAUAGCCCAUGGGAAGUACUGCCAUACAAUCUCAGCCAUCUGUUAGACAUUUGAGAAUUUUCUUGUGUUCAGUUUUCAAAUUUGGAAUCGAUAGUCUGGAAUGGACAGUUUGAAAGUAGUUUCAGAAAGGUGCUUUCUGAUUGGUUUAUGUCGAUUUGUUGGUAGUCAUUUUAUUGGUUGGUCAAAGUUUUCGAAAGGUCGUUCUGACGUGACCUGUAAUGGGAUGUCAUCAGAUCUUUGUGUGGCAGUAGCGAGCACGGAGAUAUUAUUUUAAUGAGAUUGCUUAUCCAUCUGCACCAUCACCCAUCUGUUCCAUCGCUGACCCUGCCUUUGAAUGAGUGUGACAAUGUAGAGGUAAAUGUGACACACUUAUACAAUCAUGUACGGGGCGUGAUGACCAUUACACCGAAAUGAUGUAUUCUUGAAAUACUCAAGAAACAUCUCGCAUUGCAAACAUUAAAUUUCUAAAAAUAAUCUGAUCUCUUGGUGUUACUCUCGAAGUAUAAUAAUAGGCUGCUUGGUCGUAGCCAACUUCUUUGCAAGCCAGUGAUUAUUUUGACUGGUGUAACACAACAUGUUUUGAGCCCUCAUUCCCCUGCCAUGUGUUCUCAUUAUUUACUAUUCACACAAUUAGAAAACUCUUUGGGAAUUAUUCUGAUUAAUACAUAAACCCGUCUUAAAUUCCUUGUUAGAGGACAUGAUACCCGUCAUAGUGGAGCCUUUAGAAAAAUGUUAACCUAUCAAAAGGAUACCACAUCAUAUGUUGAAGAUCACUUUGAACUUUGGAGAGAUGAGUGUAUGACAAAUAACAGCAAAGAGUUAAGAUUCAUUUUCAUUGGAAAUUAUUUUGCAGUUUUUGUCUGAACAACGCAUGCUUAGUACUGUUGCACAAGAUGUUAGAGAGGUUCAGGAAAAUCCCUGCUGAUGGAAAUGAGAAGGAUGUUAUCAAGUAUCAUUUCAGAGGUACCGUAUUCGACGUAAUAAGCGCCCCGUCUUAAUAAGCGCCCACAGCGAUAUUUGCUGAUAUAUUGGCUAGUGAACAAUCCCAGUUAACAUCCCUUCCAAUUGAUCAUUGUACACAA